Molecule: messenger RNA, 1692 nt
Organism: Bursaphelenchus xylophilus (pine wood nematode)
Lineage: Eukaryota; Metazoa; Nematoda; Chromadorea; Rhabditida; Aphelenchoididae
Source: the annotation of a GenBank genome assembly
AUGAUUUUCGCUCUUUUUGUCGGCUUCAUCGUUCUCCUUUCGUUCUACAAUUUCUAUUGGAAGCGCCGCAAUCUUCCUCCAGGCCCUACGCCGUGGCCCAUUGUCGGCAACAUCUUGGAAUUGAAGCGCGCCGAGCGCUGGGAGGACAAAUUCCAGGAGUGGAAGGAGAAGUAUGGCCCAGUCUACACGUACUGGUUGGGAGAAAUCCCGUUCGUUUCGUUCAACAGCUACGAAAAGGUGCAUGAGUACUUUAUCAAGCGAGGAGAGGACUUUGCGGAUCGUCCACAAGUCCCCAAAUUCGACAUGUUGUUGAGAGGCGGGCAGUUCGGAGUCGCUUUUACGUCGGGUGCGUUGUGGAAGGACCAGCGGAAAUUCGCGAUGAAAAUCUUGAAUUCGUUUGGAGUUGGGAAAAAUGAGAUGGAGAAUAAUGUAGGCUGGAGAAUUUUUGACAAAUUUUUGUUUAAAAAUCAGUGAUUUGGUACCUCUUAUAUUGAAUUUUUAGGUUCUCAAUGAAGUUCAAUACAUGUUUGACAGAAUCGACGAGGGUAUCAAAAAGGGCGCCAAGGAGCAAGAUCUUAUCAGGCUGACCAACAUGGCAGUGGGAUCUAUCACAAAUAUGAUCGUUUGCGGCUACAGUUUCACUCAGUCGGUAAGAACUCCAUCUUUAAUUAUAAGCCGUCAUUUUGACAGCUAAAAAUUACAAUUGCAGAGUAUAAUAAUAAUAAGAAGAGUGUAUAAAUAUGUGUUAUCUUUCAGAAAAAAGAAGAAGAGUUCUACUACAUGAGAGAUCUCACCACCGAAGCCGUGGAAGUCGCCACAUCCGCGCUCUCGAACCUCGGUCUCAACAACCCGUGGAUCCUGAGGCUGCCCUACAUUGGCGACAACGGCAACAAGACCUUGAAGCUUUUCAAAGAAAUUUUCGCCUUUGUUGACUCAAAAGUUCAACAACACUUGCGAGAGAACGACUACAGUCAAAUCGCCGAACCCAAAGACUACAUUGACGCAUUCUUGAUCGAGAAGAUGCGUCUCGAGGAGCAGGGAGUCACCGACCACUUCUACACCGUGCAACAGUUGCGCAACGCAUGCUUUGACCUGUGGGUAGCCGGCCAAGAAUCGACCAGUGCCACGAUUCCAUGGCUAUUCGCCUACCUGAUCAUGAACCCCGACGUUCAGACCAAAAUGCAGGAGGAGUUGGACAAAGUCAUUGCCAGCGACCGCAUGAUCACCACGGCCGAUCGUCCCUCUCUGCCCUACACCAACGCCGUCAUAAUGGAGGCGCAGCGUUGCGGGAAUGUGAUCGCGCAGAACAUCCUGCAUGCGACGGGGAAAGAGGUCGAGGUUGAAGGGUAUGUCUUGCCAAAGCAGACAACGGUAGUGCCGCAAGUCUCGGUGAUUAUGCAGGAUCCGGUGGCCUUCCCGGAGCCAAAGAAGUUCAAUCCGGACCGAUUCAUCGACGAGUCGGGGCAUAUCCGAUCAAUCAAAGAGUUCCUUCCGUUCUCAAUAGGAAGACGAGUGUGUUACGGAGAGGGCAUGGCCAUGAUGGAGAUCUUCGACUUCACGGCCAAUCUGUUUAAUCGAUACAAAGUGUCGGUGGGAGAGAAACUCCCAUCGAUGAAAAAAUUGGCCGGUAAUGCGACGGAAAUUCAUCCGUAUACGGUGAAAGUGGAGAGGCGUGUUCCAUCGUAUGCCUAG